This is a messenger RNA of Felis catus (domestic cat), 4864 nucleotides long. It is a transcript of the gene LRFN1, whose product is annotated as leucine rich repeat and fibronectin type III domain containing 1. Bases 1727 to 4039 code for a protein of 770 amino acids. The transcript is spliced from 3 exons. The record is from RefSeq and is a predicted model, not a curated record. Gene Ontology annotation, molecular function: protein binding. Lineage: Eukaryota; Metazoa; Chordata; Mammalia; Carnivora; Felidae.
UCCCUUCGACUCGAGUCCCACCCCAGCUGUGGGAGGCAAAACUGGGCACUUCUGUUUCAUAGAUCGGGGUUCUGAGCCUUAGAGACCCCACAGGCAGGCAGGUGCAGAGCUGGGCCUCCCAACUCAGGAGUUCCGCCUUUCAGGUUUUCCAUUCGAUACAGAGAUUUAUCCCAGGAGGAUCGCAAGACAAAUUAAUAGGGGGUGCUCAGAGAUGGUGGGAUGCCCUGCCUCUGCCUCUUUUUCUCUCUCCAGCCCGGGCGCUGUCCCUCUGUCUCUAUCUCUUCCUCCAUCUUGGUCUCUCUGUAAUCUCUUAGGAUCACUUCCCGCCUCUCCCUCACUCUUCCUCUCCCCAUCUCUUGGGCUCAACGCCCUUCUCUGCCUGUUUCCUCCCUUCUUAGUGCUCCAGUCUGUCUUGGUUUCAGGCUGGCUCCUUGCCUCUGCACCUUUCUUUCAGAGUCUUUCUCUUUUCCUUAUUUAUUUAUUUAUUUAUUUAUUUAUUUAUUUAUUUAAGCUCUUUGCCCAGUGUGGGCUCGCACUCGCCACGCUGCGAUCAAGGGUCACAUGCUCUACUGACUGAGCCAGCCAGGUGCCCCUCAGCUUCUUUUUCUUUUUGUCCCUUUGUCUCUCUCUCUGACUCUGUGUCUCUGUGUCUGCCAGCGCAUCUCCCCCCUUGCCCACUCGUCUCUCCCUGUCUCUUUGCCCCUCUCUCUCUGACUCUCUUGGUCCCCCUCCCCACAGGCUGAAGGACCGGGGCCACAGCAGGCCACAGCCCCAAACUGCAGAUCCCUAGGAGGUGGGCCAGCAAGGGACUGGGUGCGGGGUGGGGUGAAAACAGUUUCAGGGACGCCCCCUUCCCAUCCUUCCCUCUUCACCCCCCCCACCCACCCGGUGUUGUGAUGGGAACUGACAUGUCGUGGGCUGCAGCCGCCGCAGGGGAAUCCCUGCCGGAAGGUUUUGCCUGGAGCAGAGGCAUAGCGUGAGUGUGUGAGGGUGUGUGUGAGUGUGGGCAUGUAUGGGGCCUUGUAUGUGCCCGCUGAUGUGAGCGUGGAAGUCUGCCCGCUGUUUGGGAGCUCACCAGAGCCCAGGAUGAAGCCAGGUUCAGAGAAGGACUUCCCAAGACUGGGACGGAGACUGCUGUGUUUUUCUCAGCGCCUCCUAACUUCAGAUUCCCUCUGCCACUCCCAAGGGUGUGUGUGUGGGGGGGGUGGUGGUAGUGGUUCCCCUUAACAUUUACUGGAUACUUACUGGGUGUCAGGCCCUGUGCUCAGUGGCCCCAAUGAAUGAGCUCACUGAACCCUUGCAACAACCCAGCAAAGAUGGUAUGAUUGUCAUCCCGUUGUACAAAUUAGGAAAUUAUGGCCUAGUUAGGGGAAAUCAUUGGUCUGCGGUCACAGAACCAGCUAGUGGGGAGCCAGGACUGAACCUGAGUCUGUUUGAUUUCAGAGCACUUACUCUUAAUAAUAGUGCACACUUCUGUACCUGGCAUAUAUCGGGCCCUCAAUGAUCAUGAUGAGAAUAAUUACCAACACGUAUUGAACACAUUUUAUGUUCCAGGCACGGUUCUAAGUACACUAUGCUCAUUGAUCCAGUUAAUCCUCACAGAGGUAAGGCCUGUUUUUAUCUCCAUUUUACAGAUGAAGAAACCGAGAUUCAGAGAGGUUCAGACACUUGCCCGAGGUCACACAGCUAGUCUCCCGCCCCACUCCUCCUGCCUUCCCUCUGCACCAUGGCUCCGGGCCCCUUCUCCUCGGCGCUCCCCUCGCCGCCACCUGCCGCCCUGCCCUUUCUGCUGCUGCUCUGGGCCGGGGCAUCCCGUGGGCAGCCCUGCCCCGGCCGCUGCAUCUGCCAGAACGUGGCGCCCACGCUGACCAUGCUGUGCGCCAAGACCGGCUUGCUCUUCGUGCCGCCGGCCAUCGACCGGCGCGUGGUGGAGCUGCGGCUCACUGACAACUUCAUCGCGGCCGUCCGCCGCAGAGACUUCGCCAACAUGACCAGCCUGGUGCACCUCACCCUGUCCCGUAACACCAUCGGCCAGGUGGCCGCCGGCGCCUUCGCUGACCUCCGCGCCCUCCGCGCCCUGCACCUCGACAGCAACCGCCUGGCCGAGGUGCGUGGCGACCAGCUCCACGGCUUGGGCAACCUUCGCCACCUGAUCCUCGGCAACAACCAGAUCCGCCGGGUCGAGUCAGCUGCCUUCGACGCCUUCCUGUCCACCGUGGAGGACCUGGAUCUGUCCUACAACAAUCUCGAGGCCCUGCCGUGGGAGGCUGUGGGCCAGAUGGUGAACCUGAACACCCUCACGCUGGACCACAAUCUCAUCGACCAUAUCGCUGAAGGUACCUUUGUGCAGCUGCACAAACUGGUUCGCCUGGACAUGACCUCCAACCGCCUCCAUAAACUGCCCCCCGAUGGGCUCUUCCUGAGGUCCCAAGGUUCGGGGCCGAAGCCGCCCACGCCGCUCACGGUCAGCUUCGGCGGCAACCCUCUGCACUGCAAUUGCGAGCUGUUGUGGCUGCGGCGGCUGACCCGAGAGGACGACCUGGAGACGUGCGCCACCCCGGAGCACCUCACCGACCGCUACUUCUGGUCCAUUCCCGAGGAGGAGUUCUUGUGUGAACCCCCGCUGAUUACACGGCAGGCGGGGGGCCGGGCCCUGGUGGUGGAGGGCCAGGCGGUCAGCCUGCGGUGCCGCGCUGUGGGUGACCCUGAGCCCGUGGUGCAUUGGGUCGCACCCGAUGGGCGGUUGCUGGGGAACUCGAGCCGGACCCGGGUUCGGGGGGAUGGGACACUGGAUGUAACCAUCACCACCUUAAGGGACAGUGGCACCUUCACGUGCAUCGCCUCCAACGCCGCUGGGGAAGCGACGGCCCCCGUGGAGGUGUGCGUGGUACCCCUGCCUCUGAUGGCGCCCCCGCCGGCCGCCCCGCCGCCCCUCACUGAGCCCGGCUCCUCAGACAUCGCCACGCCCGGCCGACCCGGUGCCAACGAAUCGGCCGCUGAGCGCCGGCUCGUGGCGGCCGAGCUCACCUCGAACUCGGUGCUCAUCCGCUGGCCGGCCCAGAGGCCCGUGCCCGGCAUCCGCAUGUACCAGGUCCAGUACAACAGCUCCGCAGAUGACUCCCUUGUCUACAGGAUGAUCCCAUCCACCAGCCAGACCUUCCUGGUGAAUGAUCUGGCAGCAGGCCGCGCCUACGACCUGUGCGUGCUGGCAGUCUACGACGACGGGGCCACUGCACUGCCGGCCACGCGAGUGGUGGGCUGUGUGCAGUUUACCACUGCCGGGGAUCCCGCGCCCUGCCGCCCACUGAGGGCCCAUUUCUUGGGUGGCACCAUGAUCAUCGCCAUUGGGGGCGUCAUCGUCGCCUCGGUCCUCGUCUUCAUCGUUCUGCUCAUGAUCCGCUAUAAGGUCUACGGCGACGGAGAUGGCCGCCGCGUCAAGGGUACCUCCAGGUCGCCUCCGCGGGUCAGCCACGUGUGCUCGCAGACCAACGGCGCAGGCGCAUCGCAGGCCCCGCCCCCGCCGGCGCAAGACCGUUACGAGGCGCUGCGCGAGGUGACGUCCCCAGCUGCUGCCGCUUUGGCGGUCGAGGCGAAGGCCACCGCCGCCGAGAUGGAUUCCACCGAGCCAGAGGCCGUCCUUGGACGCUCCCUGGGCGGCUCAGCCACCUCGCUGUGCCUGCUGCCGUCUGAGGAAAUCUCUGGGGAGGAGUCUCGGGCCACGGCGGGCCCUCGGAGGAGCCGUUCCGGGGCCCUGGGGCCGCCAGCUUCGGCGCCCCCCACUCUAGCUCUGGUUCCUGGGGGGGCCCCGGCCCGGCCGAGGCCGCAGCAGCGCUAUUCGUUCGACGGGGACUACGGGGCACUCUUCCAGAGCCACAGUUACCCGCGCCGCGCCCGGCGGACAAAGCGCCACCGGUCCACGCCGCACCUGGACGGGGCCGGAGGGGGCGCGGCCGGGGAGGACGGAGACCUGGGGCUGGGCUCCGCCAGGGCACGCCUGGCCUUUACCAGCACCGAGUGGAUGCUGGAGAGUACCGUCUGAGCGGCGGGCGGGCGCCGGGACGCCUGGGUGCCGCGGACAAACGCCCAGCCACCCGGACGCUGGGGCAGGACUCGGGGGCGAAAGCACGGCGCCUAGUGGUCAGACUGGAGGGGGAGACGCGCCCUUCUCCUCCCUGAAGGGGGCGAGGCUGCCUCGUCUGCAGCUCUUGGCCGCGCCCCCGGGCCCGGGGGAGUUAGGGGGCGGGCAGCCGGGCCCCCCUCCUCCAAGGACUCCUCGUCCCCCUCCUGCCCCUCCCCCCGCGCGCUCGCGGACCUCGCUGGAGCCGGUGCCUUACACAGCGAAGCGCGGGGAGGGGCAGGGCCCCCCCGACACUGCAGCACUGAGACACGAGCCCCCUCCCCCCGCCCGGGACCGGGGCAGGGGCGAGGGGCCCAUUUCUUGUAUCUGGCUGGACUAGAUCCUAUUCUGUCCCGCGGCGGCCUCCAAAGCCCCCACCCCCACCCCAUUCACCUCCCUGGUCCCGUCGGGUCUGGCUUGGGGGUCCCCCUUUCUCUGUUCCCUUCCUCUCUGUCCCGCCCUAUGUCGUCUUUGUCUUAUGUCUCUGUCCUUCCCUAUUUGUCUCUCUCUGUCCCGCCGUCUCUUCUCCCUCCCAUAUCUUGUCCAGUCUCCCUCUCUCUCCUGAUUACCUCUUCCCACUACACACUCUCCCGGGCAGGUCCCACUGGAAGGACCAGAGUCUCCCCUAUCCCUUCCUCUUUCCCCAAAUAACCCCCCACAUGAACAAGAUCCAAAACCAAAUCCUCCCCUCCCUGCCGGAGCCGGGACCCUCCGCCGCAGCAGAAUUAAACUUUUUUCUGUGUCUGA